Colletotrichum navitas is the source of this 1327-nucleotide messenger RNA. RefSeq names its product AkeP protein. The record is from RefSeq and is a predicted model, not a curated record. The coding region runs from base 1 to 1227 and encodes 408 amino acids. The transcript is spliced from 3 exons. Lineage: Eukaryota; Fungi; Ascomycota; Sordariomycetes; Glomerellales; Glomerellaceae.
AUGCUUACCAAAUCCGCUGCCAGUAAUAUCCUUCUCGGCCUUGUGGGCCCGGCGCUUUGUCAGCUCGAUGCCGUGCCCUCCGGCUUUGAUACGGAUCGGUGGGCGUCGGUUUCCAAUGAAGAGCCUCUUCUGGCCGUGAUCCCGGGGCAGUCUAACCGCUCCGUCUUCGACGCGCCUUCCGCGGCCCAAGUCUCGGACUCGGGUGUCGCCGCCAUGUUAGUUUCACUCAUCACCCCUACAUGGCGUGGGAAAAACUUUGUCGCCUAUGACGAACGCUUUUUCGACAUUAUCGGACCCAAUGCAACGGUCGAGCAGUUACAGGUUCUCCCGUUCCAGGUACACGAGGCCGCGUGCUAUAUUCCCGAGCAAUCGCUCCUGUUUUUUGUGGAAUGGGGGCCGCCGCCUGAAGGCGGCAACGGCGCGCACGACUGGCAGUACAUACUGGACGUGCGGACCAACAACUUGACCAAGAUCCGCACCAACCCGCUCACCUACAACGUCCUCGGCUGCGUGUAUCAAAUUGGCAAGCUGCACGUCGUUACGGGUGGAGGCCCGAAUGAGACGGCCUAUCUAGCCACCAUCGACCCCACCACGUGGGGGCGCAAAACUGUGCUGAACAACUUCUACGAGCGGCCAUUCAUGAGCUUCAAUGAGAUUGAAAUGGAUCGCGGGGGGAAUUACUACCUGACGGACUCGGACUCUGGUUGGGGCCGGGACUUGAAUCCUUUCGGGCGACCAACGCUGCCUGCGCUUUACUUCGUCAACGGCACCACACUCCGUAUCAAGGAACUGGCGCUACUUGAAGGCAAUACCAACGGCGUGUCCCUGUCUCCCGACGGCAAAACGCUCUUUUUGUCAGACACGAGCGCCCUCGAGGUCAAGCCGUCGCGGCGGAACCCCCUGGGCGACCGCGACCUUUGGGCGUUCGACUUUGCGGUUUCCUCGUCGGCGGCACGUCUCCCGCUACUGACAAACAAGUGGCUGCUCAGCCAUCCCAUGCAGUACAUUUACGACGGCGUGCGCGUGAGCAACUCGGGCUUGAUCUUUAGCGCGAGCGGCGAGGUGGUCGACGUCCUGGACCCCGAGUCCGGGUGGACGCUUGGCUCGAUCGGCGUUGGCGGAGGCGGCAACAAUCCUGUCAACCUGGCGUUCCACGAGAACGAGAUUUUCAUCGUGGGAAAAGGGGGUGUGUGGCACGUUAAGAAUGUCCGCGAGACAUUGAAGUAGCCAGAUACGGUCAUUGCAGCAAUCAAGUUCAGGGAGUGGGUACAUUGUCGCCCUUGAUCGCAGCUCUCCCUCGUAUUUACUUACUUUGCAACCCAUGGCU